This is a messenger RNA of Yamadazyma tenuis ATCC 10573, 1279 nucleotides long. NCBI's taxonomy places the organism in Eukaryota, Fungi, Ascomycota, Pichiomycetes, Serinales, Debaryomycetaceae. The record is from RefSeq and is a predicted model, not a curated record.
UUUUCCUCUGACACAACCAUUCUCACCGCACUCCUCCAAACAACCACUCAAAAAUGAAUAGAAGACGCUCCUCCAACUCCACCGCCAGCAGCGCCUCCUCCAUCAUCACGGUCACAUCCUCCAACUCCACCCAAUCGUCCAUGAACACUUUCGAUCACCAAUCGGUGCUCUCUACCCGUAAAGCAUCCCGAUUAUCAAAUCUCAAUCCCAUGAAACCCCGUUCAGUUCUGGGAAAAUCAGACAUGGGCCCCAUUGCCUCCCACCAAAAUGGUCCCAAUGGUCACAUUGCCUCCCACAAUUCCUACUACAACCUCACACCCAUGUCCACCAACUCGUUGACCGAAAUCAACAAUUACCACUUGACGAAAAUGGACACCAACGAUUCGAUCGAUUCCAACUUCUCGUUACAGCUGCAGUUCAAAAUCGAAUUGAACAUGAGCCGUAAGGAGAUCGAACUCAUACGAUUCACAUGGCACAAAAUGUUGCUUGAAGAGCCGGUUGUCCAAACUGAGUCUUCCUUACCAAUUCCUGGAGGAUUCCGGUUCGGCGACCAAUCCAACUCUUUACAACAGCAGGCGUCCCAGCACCAGCAACUGGACUUGAAACCCGCCAACAACAUCGCUUCCUCACUCUUUUGCAGGCAAUUGUACGGGAACUUGCUCAAUAUGAACCCUACUUUGGAGAAAUUGUUCCCCAGUAUCAAGCACCAAGCGGUCGCGUUCGCAGGGGUGAUGUCAUUUACCAUUUCCCAGAUGGAAAAUUUGGCGGGAUUGAACGAAUACUUGGAGAGCUUGGGUAAGAGACACUCACGGAUCUUGGGUAUCGAGCCGUCGAUGUUUGAGUUGAUGGGAGAAGCGAUGAUUCAAACGUUCCACGAACGGUUUGGUACCAAAUUCAACCAGGAGCUUGAGAUUUUGUGGAUCAAACUCUACAUGUAUUUGGCCAACUCGUUGUUGCAGUUUGGGAUAGAUCCGAUCUUGAAGCUCAAUACCGGUGACAACUCCCACGACCACCACGGACUGUCGGGGUUGUUUAGGCUCAAUGAGAUUUCGCAGCCAGCGGUCCGCACUCCAUCGGCUCCAAGUCUGGCGAAGGAAGAUUUAUUCAGCGUAGCGGACGGAAAGAGAUCGAGUGUUUCGACGGGCCUGGCAAACACCAGUUUUGAUUUAAAGAAGAAAGACAAGGGCAUGAACAAGAAGAAGAGAGAUUGUGUAGUCCAGUAGUGGUUAUUUAUAGAUGCAUAGUAUAUUGAGCAUUAAUACAUUGAGAGGAGUACAGU